Malassezia vespertilionis is the source of this 1104-nucleotide messenger RNA. RefSeq lists its product as uncharacterized. Gene Ontology annotation, cellular component: endoplasmic reticulum; SNARE complex. NCBI's taxonomy places the organism in Eukaryota, Fungi, Basidiomycota, Malasseziomycetes, Malasseziales, Malasseziaceae. The transcript has 3 exons. The coding region runs from base 1 to 1104 and encodes 367 amino acids. The record is from RefSeq and is a predicted model, not a curated record. Gene Ontology annotation, biological process: retrograde vesicle-mediated transport, Golgi to endoplasmic reticulum.
AUGUCGCGUCCACGUCCCGCUAAGGUGGACCAGACGCCCGAGUUUCGUACCUUGCUGCAAGGGUGCGAGCAGUACAGCUCGCCACCCGCGCCGCCAAAGCUGGAUUCUGUGCGUGAAAAGCAGCUCGCUGCAGCACAGGCGUGGCUUACAGAAGCCUACCGCAUUAAACGCCAUAUCUCCUCCCUGUAUACGUUCCUUUCCACGAUCCGGAGACCAUACCUUGAUAUCACGUCUACGUCCAAGCGUCUGGCGGACCGGGAUGACGCCAUGUCUAACCCCGUUGACGGCGACGAUGCACUUGCCAAGUGGCAGCACAUUACCUCCCUCUCGGAAUCGGAACGCGACGAGGUCGACUUUCAGGUAAAGCUCGUCGUAAAAAGGUGUCUUGAUCGCGUCCAGGAGCUGGAGCGCGGUGAGAAAUUGCGCAGAGAAGCGGCGGAGCGCACAUUCUCCAGCGCAAGCGUAUCGGCGUUUGCACCGCUGCGCCUCUUGAACGGCAACGCACAGGCGCGGCAAAAGGCCGCGUCCGACGCGGUUGGCAUGCAUCACAGCUCCAUUACGCAGUACCUUUCGGAGCAGCUUGCGCGUGUGUCGUCGAUCCAAGCCACCAUGCAGCAGCGCCGCGCCGAGGCGCAGCGCCAGCGCUACGAAAAAUUGUCUGACGGCGCCAAAAAUGCCGCGUGGAAUGCGGCGCGACAUACAGACGCGACGGCAGAAGUUGCGCUCCGCGGUACCGUGGGCGCGUUGGACGCGGGAAAAGACGAUCUCACGUACCAGCUAUCUCCUGAGCAGCUGCAAACGUUUGAGCAGGAGGCGUCGGCGUUGAUCCAGUCGCUGCAUUCGGACUUGCAGGCGGUGCAUCAUGCAGAGCAGCAGCUGCACGAUAUCUCGGAGCUGCAGACACGCAUUGUGCAACAUCUCCAAGAGCAGAACGAACACACAUCCAACUUGUUCGCCGAGACGGCCGUGCACGGAGACCAAGUUACGAGUGGAAACGUGCAGCUACGGCGUGCGAAAGAGCGAAACCGACGUGCGAAUCAAUUUCUGUCGCUUUUUUUCGUGCUCAGCGGGUUGGUAUUACUAUUAAUGCACUGGCUCGACUAG